Molecule: messenger RNA, 2863 nt
Organism: Lycium barbarum (goji berry)
Lineage: Eukaryota; Viridiplantae; Streptophyta; Magnoliopsida; Solanales; Solanaceae
Exons: 3
Coding region: 210-2072 (620 amino acids)
Source: RefSeq, a predicted model, not a curated record
CUGAGCUCAAAAACAGACUUAAGGGAGUAUAGUAGAUUGUAGUUAUGACAAAAUUCUGGGUCCCAAUGUAAGAUUUCCCUUGAGCUUCAUUAUUCACACUCUUCGUCUCCCUUCUUGCUUAACUCUUGAGAUCCAACAUAAACCUGCUCUAUGAGUAAAUCCAAGAAAACCUCAAAAAUAAACUGAUCAAACAAAACAAAUCAUAGCAUAUGGCACAAUCCAAGAAAACCCUCAAAAAUUUAAUCCCACUUUUCAUUCUCCUCUCUCUUUCUGCUCUUUUUCUCUUCUCUUUCCACCCUUCAAACUUAAAUUCCACCAAAUCUUUCUCUUUUAAACCUUACAACCCUCAAACUCACCAAAAAAUCACUUUUAUCAUCAAAGUUCUCACUUUUAACCGCCUUGAGUCCCUCUCUAGGUGUCUCAAUUCACUUUCCAAAGCAUACUAUGAUAACCAUGUUGUUCAUCUCCAUAUCUACAUUGAUCAUUUUCAAGAUUCCUCACAAGGGUAUGUAGAAAUUGACCAAAAAUUGAAUCUUUCUAAAAGAAUUCUUGAUUUUGUUGAUGGGUUUUCUUGGAAAUAUGGGGAAAAAUUGGUACAUUAUAGGACUUGUAAUGUUGGACUUCAAAGUCAGUGGUUGGAAGCUUGGUGGCCUAGCUCUGAUGAUGAGUUUGCCUUUGUUGUGGAAGAUGAUCUUGAAUUGUCACCUCUUUAUUUUAGGUUCUUGAAGAGUUUGAUUGAGAAUUAUUAUUAUAAUGAAUCCAAUUUUAGUCCUAUGAUUUAUGGGGCUUCCUUGCAGAGGCCAAGGUUUGUACCAGGUAAACAUGGAAACAAGAUGCAGAUUGAUGAUGGAACUCAACUUUUCUUGUACCAGUUGGUUGGCACCUGGGGUCAGCUUCUGUUUCCAAGACCUUGGAAAGAAUUCCGCAUAUGGUAUGAUACACACAAGGCCAAGGGAUUGAAGCCAUUUCUUGAUGGGAUGGUGACAACAGGAUGGUACAAAAAGAUGGGGGAAAGAAUCUGGACACCUUGGUUCAUUAAAUUCAUCCAUGCCCGUGGUUACUUUAAUAUUUAUACCAACCUUUUGCAUGAGCGAGCUUUUAGUGUGUCUCAUCGUGAUGCUGGUGUUAACUAUGGGAAAUCCGUUGGCCCAGAUUCUGUUUUAGUGGAUGAUAAGUCUUUUGAUUUUAACCUUUUGAAGCUGCAAUCUUUGCACAGUCUGAAGUGGUACGAUUUUUGUUUCAAGGAAGUUUCGCCUGGUAGAAUUGUACGCAGUUCUGAUGAUCUAGUGUCUGUUCUUCACUCGGUUCAGAAAUCGAAGACUAUAAUAUUUGUUGACUUACAACAGGUGUCAGAGUCGAUUAUUAGGAAUCUCCUCUGCCACUUUGAAAGAUUGAAUAUCCAAAACUAUGUCUUAUUGGGUCCACACUCCUAUUUCCUACUUGAUCUUGCAAGAAGGGGUUAUCCCGUGAUUGACACAGACCAAUUUUUUGACAGUAUUAGGUUGCGAAACUCGAUUAACUUUGAGAAAUUGCAUGAAAAAUUGGGCAAAGAGAUUGUUGGGAAGGCCCAUGUAGUUAGAAAGUCGUUGGAACUUAAAUACAACACAUGGGUUGUGGAUAGUGACGUGAUUCCUCUUAGCAGUGAUUCAUUUCUUGAUUCGUAUGAUCCCGCUAAUGAUAUUUUCUUGGGGAAGAACUUUAAACUUGUCUUCAUAAGAAAUUCACAAUCUGCUUUAAAAAUUUGGGUUGACAAUGUUUUGGUCAAAGUUGUUUUGUCGGUUUCUGCUUUGAAGACGAGAGGUUCAAUUGCCACAGAGGGAAAUUUUGUAAAUCUAGUUGAGAAGUUAUUGGAACAAAAGAAAGCUACAUUUAACAGGGUUGAUGAGACUGAUUUUAGUUUGAAUAUCAGUUUUAUGGAUGCUAACCAAUCCUCUUCGAGGAAUGGAAAGAAGUUUGCCUUUUGGUCACCUGAAAUGGGUUCAGAACGGAUACAGAAACGACUUGAGGAGUUUGCUAUGUGGGUUGUGGAUAGUGAUUUAUCGUGUAAUGCGGUUGUUUGUCAUCCAUCAUAGCGUAUGGAAGCAUUCUUCAGUAUAUCUACUGUUAUAUUUAUGAUGUGUGCCUAUUGUUUGAGGGAUUUUACAUGUUGGUAUUAAAGGCAAGAAGAUUGAAGAAGAACAAAAAAGCGCGCUCUUUGGGAAUUCCAGUAACAUAUGUUGAAUUGCUGAUAUCAGGCAUGUUUGUAAGCCUCCAUACAUCGAAGAUAAUCGGUCUGAGUCGGAAUUAAAAAGGAUGAUCUGUUUUUCUUCUUCGCGGAAAUGAUUCCAUUAGCUUAUUGGUGGAAAGGAAUUGUAAGGAAACUCAUUUUUGACAUAUGGUUCCAGGUCUUGUGUAAAAGUGCCAGUAUUUGACAUUGUGACUGAUUCAUAUGCCAAAUUUGGCUGCUUAUUCUUUGCUGAAAAUCAUCCGUGCCAAAUCUGGAGAACAUUUGCAGCUGGCCUCUCAAUUUUUUUUUUUUUUUGGUGGGGUGUGUGUGUGGAGGCGUGGGGGUGGGGUGUGUUUAAACUUAGGCUUUCAUUUUUCUUUUCCCUGAGGGAUUUCACCUAAUGGUAUGUCUUGAAUAGCUAAAUUGCUUUCAUAUUGCCAGUCAGAACUUAUGUUCUUUUCAGAAAUAUAUAUUGCUUUUUGGUAAGCAAUCCCACUCUGCUGGACAACUUUCAGUAACUGAGGGGUUGUUUGGUGGGGAACAAGUUCCAUGUUCAAGGAAUAUAUGCAACCUUGACAGCUUCAAAAGAGCUCUUAAGUCUACAUAUAUCCUCGCAAAUGUAUCUAUUUUUCAAGAUAUUGCCAUCUUCUUUUGUAA